Molecule: messenger RNA, 794 nt
Organism: Nanorana parkeri
Lineage: Eukaryota; Metazoa; Chordata; Amphibia; Anura; Dicroglossidae
Gene: NQO2
Product: NAD(P)H quinone dehydrogenase 2
Exons: 6
Coding region: 44-748 (234 amino acids)
Cellular component (GO): cytosol
Molecular function (GO): NAD(P)H dehydrogenase (quinone) activity
Source: RefSeq, a predicted model, not a curated record
UUAUUUGGGAGCUUUGCAUCCUAUAAACACACUAAAAAGGACAAUGACAGUAAUGCCAGGUAGAAACGUUCUUAUUGUGUAUGCUCACCAAGAGCCAAAAUCAAUGAAUGGAUCUCUAAAGAAUAUUGUAGUGGAUGUCUUAAGCAAACAGGGAUGCAGUGUUACAGUCUCUGAUCUGUAUGCAAUGAAAUUUAAUGCAGCGGCAACCAGAAAUGACAUCACAGGAGACCUGUGCAAUCCUCGACACUUCAGCUAUGGAACAGAGACAAAGGAAGCAUUCAAGAAAGGCUGCUUAUGUGAGGAUAUUCUUGAAGAGCAGAGAAAAGUCCAUGAAGCUGACUUAGUCAUCCUUCAGGUACCUAGAGUUUACUGGUUCAGCGUUCCUGCUAUCAUGAAGGGCUGGAUAGAUCGAGUAUUUGUUCAAGGCUUUGCCUUUGACUUCCCUGGCUGCUAUGAGACUGGACUCUUGAAGGGUAAAAAAGCACUUCUUUCGCUUACAACUGGAGGAACUGAAGAGAUGUUUAGCACAGAAGGAGCAAGUGGAGAUAUCCGAUAUCUUCUUUGGCCUAUUCAACAUGGCAUAAUGCACUUCUGUGGAUUUCAAGUUCUCGCCCCUCAGAUAUGUUAUGCAACAGAAUAUGUGACAGAAGCAAAAAGAAAAGAAAUGCUUAUGAACUGGGCUCAGAGAUUGGAGAACAUCUGGGAGGAACCUCCUAUAGAUUGUACCCCAUCUUGGUAUUUCCGUUAGAUUAAAGAGCUUCUCUGCAUUGGAAGACUGUCUAACAGCUACUCAC